AUGAUCAUCCGCUCUUCCACUUUAUCGAAGCCAACCCGUCGCACAACUCGAGUAACCCAAGAAAUAAGUUGUGCUGGUUGUGCCAUCGUUAGAGACUUGCUAAACUAUAAUGGCGAGUUGAAGGAUGAAUGGAUCUCAUGCAACGGUUGCAAGCAAUGGUUUCACUUUGACUGUGCUGGCUUCAAAAAGGCUCACGAGGUUCGUGAUGUGGACAAGUACUUCUGCCCUCCUUGCGAGCCAGCGCAUGGCAAAACGACUUAUGUUCGCAAGAGCACGCGCGCGCACGUUUCAGUCGAUUAUGCCGAGCUCCAGAAGGGUGUACUUAAGACCAGCGAGGAGAGUAUGGAGCAUCAUUACAUUCAACCUAUCAAGGAUGGCACUUUUCAGUUCGAUCCUGAGUUUUUCCCUCGCAUGCCGCCGGAGCUGGUCACUAAAGACUUUUUCGAACGUGGUGGUUUUGUGGAACCAAUUUGCAUUCCUGCGUCACUCAAUCCCCGCCCCUGGCUGAAAAAGAACAGCGAAACUAAGGACGAAGACGGCGACGUUGAAAUGACCUCGAGUGCGACGGAUGACAACGACUCAGAUGGCCUAGCGCUGGACGAUUUCGAAUACGAUGCUCUGCCAGAUGUGGGUCAGGAUAAAUUGGGAAUGGUCAUGCCACAAGAUUUGACAGUCCGUCAAGUGUGUAGCUUGGUUGGGCCUGAAACACCGCUGGAUGUGAUUGAUGUCAAGACACAAAACUCAGGAGGCAAGAAGUGGAAUCUCAAGCGAUGGGCUGACUAUUACGAGGAAACAGGCGACAAGCACAUUCGGAACGUCAUCUCGCUCGAGGUCUCUCAAACCAAACUGGGACGGCUACUUCGUCGUCCUCAGGUUGUGCGAGAGAUUGACCUUCAAGAUCAGAUCUGGCCUGCCAAGGAGGUGGAGCAAGGCAAAUACCCGAAAGUCCAAUUCUACUGCUUGAUGUCGGUAGCGGAUAGUUACACGGACUUCCACAUCGACUUCGGUGGUAGCAGCGUCUACUAUCAUAUUCUUAAGGGAAAGAAGACAUUCUUCUUCAUCCCGCCCACCCCAAAACACCUCAAGGCAUACCAAGAUUGGAACGACAGUCAUGAGCAAAACUACACCUUCCUGCCAGACAUCACUAAAGAAUGCUAUCGCGUCGAUCUCGGCCCUGGCGAUACCAUGCUGAUCCCCUCGGGCUGGAUCCAUGCCGUUUGGACCCCAGCUACAAGUUUAGUCAUCGGUGGCAAUUUCCUCACGAGAAUGUCAUAUCGCAACCAAUUCCGCGUAUACGACAUUGAAAAGGCCAAUGGUACGCCGAUGAAGUUUCGCUAUCCUUACUUUGUCCGCAUCAUGUGGUAUACUGUCAUUCAAUAUCUGGAGAAGGAUCCGCUCCCCGAGGAAGUGUCACAAUCGUUCCUAGCAGGCAAGCAAUUCGAGCGGGAGACUCCCAUCUGGGCUGAUUAUGACGGUGAUCUCGCUGCGGCGGAUUCCCGUUCUGGUGCUCAGAACGAGAGAUACUAUAGCCAGGCCGAAGUCGAAGGCCUUCCUGAUUUGGCACAAUUCGUCUUCCGCACUGUCAUGGUAGUCAUGGGCCGGGUUGAGGGCAUUUCUGCGGAACAGAUGAAACGAGUUAAUAGCUCGAUUCCGAAAGGUCACGGCGAUCCUCUGGACCUGGCGAGAGCGUUCGGAUUGUGGGUGGCAUGGAAGCGAGGCAACGAAGACCCACCUGCAUGGGCGCAUCCGGAUGCUGUGCUCCCCAACCGCAGUGAAGAAGGACCUCCCAAGAAAUUGUCCCAGCGUGCAUUGAAGGAGAUGGAGCGCAAAGAAGCCAUCGCCGCUUGGCGCAUUGCCCCAGACCGGCAAAGCGCGCGACCGCCUCCUCCUCAUCAUCGGAACGAAACCACACCAUCGUCGCGGAUGAAUUCCUCAUCAACGACGACCACCACGACCACCGCCACGAUGAUGUCAACGCAAUCGAUGCCGUUCGCUAUGACCGCGAUGCAUGGCCAACAUCUCAGCACCCCAAAGACAUCGGUGUUGGGUCCUAAGCGCGUUGCUUGCGACGCUUGUCGAAAGCGACGUAUUCGUUGCAAACACAAAGAUUUCGUCAUGCAAAUCGAUGAUAUCAAUAAUGUGAGUCCCGUUUGGCAGGCGUCACCAUCAUCAUCGAUGGGCCAGAUCCAUCAAGCAAAUCCAUCAAAUCAUCAUCUCCAUCAACACAAUGGCAACAACAACAAUUCGAUCACCAAGGGCAAUGAUUCGGAAGCGAAAUUUUCCAAUCAUGUACGAAAUGGCAACUACCUCAACAAUUUCUUCGACGGCUUUGCUCCCGGAACCAAUGCUUACGUCAAUGCCAACAUUCCUAUGGCAAUGAACGGCAUCCACAUCUUUGGCGAUGCCCCCAAACGCGGUCGGAGUAAGGCGUGUCUCGAGUGUAGAAAAUCCAAGCGUCGAUGUAUCCAUGAUGAAAACGGCCAAGUAGACCCGGUCAAAGCGGCUGAAACUCCAAUCCCUCGCGGUUCGGCCUCAUCAAAGAAGCGACCAUUCGGCAGUGAAGGUUCGCCACCG
Messenger RNA from Dissoconium aciculare CBS 342.82, 2574 nucleotides. RefSeq names its product Clavaminate synthase-like protein. The record is from RefSeq and is a predicted model, not a curated record. Gene Ontology annotation, biological process: protein demethylation; regulation of transcription by RNA polymerase II. The transcript is spliced from 6 exons. NCBI's taxonomy places the organism in Eukaryota, Fungi, Ascomycota, Dothideomycetes, Mycosphaerellales, Dissoconiaceae. The annotation marks the transcript as partial. Gene Ontology annotation, molecular function: DNA-binding transcription factor activity, RNA polymerase II-specific; transcription coregulator activity; zinc ion binding.